CUUCCGGUAAAACCCCACGUUUUGGUACUGUAGAAAUUUGUAAAAGUCAUGUCGGGGGUUUCACCAAACGGUGAAGAAAUUGAUGAACAUUUGAAGAAGUUUCUGGAACAACAUGCAAAUCAGCUUCAAGCCUCAGGAGUUCCAAGUAUAUAUUGGCAGUCUCUCUUCGUCAAACUGAAAGAAGACAUUUAUGAUGCAGGAGAAUCUUUCAAGAUGCUGUGUUAUGAAAUGGAGAGUGAUGAUGAAGAGACAGACGAGACCAAAGAUGUUGGAGAUGAUGGAGAAGAAGAAAUACCUAAUUACAAAUGGAUGAUAGAAGCGACAAAAGAUGUUCAGAAAGAUGACUCAAACAGUAUAUUUUUGAUAGACCAUGCCUGGUCCUACAGACUGGAGGAAGCUAGACAACACUUACAGACCAUUCCGGGUCUGCUGCAGAGGAUGGCAUCUCUCAUGGCUGUCAGUGUCAACGGAAGGUCAAAUCCACAAAUAGAGGACGACAUCUUAACAGAAAUGUGGAAAUUUAACCAGACAUACAGUUUUGGAAAUUUUGAAAGGGGGGACAAGAAUGCCAUGCCUGUUUGGUACGUCAUGGAUGAGUUUGGUUCAAGAAUACAGCACUCUGAGUCAUCAAACUGCCGGACAGUGCCGUUUUUCUGGACAACAACAAAGAUGGCCUACACGUUGAUGUGGCUCACAGAGGAUGUUGAGAAUGGAGAUGAAAUAACAAGAGAUUAUAUUGAAAAUGAGGAAGAUGGUGAUAUAAAGAAAGCUCGACUGUUAGCAUGGGAGCCAUGUGACAUGAAAGCCGUCAGUUAUAAACAGGAAGAACCAGAAAUGGAGUACUUUGUAAAAUACUCCAUGACAGGAACCUCCCCUAACUUUGACAAGCCUUUCCCCGGGCUGCCCAAGGACAGGAAUGUGCGUAUAUUUGUGGAGUAUAGCUCUCUGAAGGACCAUCUCACAGACAAGCGAUUCGAGAUUGUGGAAACAGAAGAAGAAGCAGAUGUCAUUUGGACAUUUAAGUCCUGGAAAGACUUCAAGAAGCUGAGUGAAGAAAUGCCUGGGAAGAUGAUAAACCAGUUUCCAUCUGAGUCUGUUAUGACAGUGAAGGAUCUGCUGGCGGUGGUGUGUCGCAGAGUGAGUAAGGAAGAGGAGGAUCCCGACACAUUGGAGCGUAAUCCUGACUGGCUCCCUAUCACAUACAACCUCAAAACAGAACUCCACAAAUUUGCUUCCUACUUUCAGCAUCGAGAGGAAAAAGGAUUGGACAACCACUGGAUCUGUAAGCCUUGGAAUCUAGCCAGGGGUUUAGAUAUGCACAUCACCAAUAACAUCAACUACAUAACACGCCUCCCUGACUCUGGACCAAAGGUAGCCUGUAAAUAUGUGGAGGAUCCUGUGCUGUUUUUCCGUGAGGAGGUUGGCAACGUGAAGUUUGAUAUCCGUUAUGUUGUGCUGCUUUCCAGUGUGAAACCACUCAAGCUGUUUGUAUACCGGGUAUUCUGGCUUAGAUUCGCUAACAAACCUUUUUCCAUGGACCACUUUGAUGAAUAUGAGAAACACUUCACUGUUAUGAAUUAUGUAGAAGGUGGGAUCAACCUGAAGCAGAUCCAUUACGACGACUUUAUCCCGAUGUUUGAAGCCCAGUACCCAGCCUUCGCUUGGGAUGGAGUUGAGGAGAGCAUAUUCCAGAUGCUACGUGAGAUGUUCGAGGGAGCCACUGCCCUACCUGCACCCCAAGGGAUCGGUCAUAACCCUCAGUCACGGGCAAUGUAUGCUGUUGACUUACUGCUGAGGUGGUCUACAGACAAAAAUGGUGUAAAAGUGAUUCGUCCUGUGUUGUGUGAAGUAAACUUUAUGCCAGACUGUGAUAGGGCGGUGAAAUAUCACCCAUUUUUCUCAAACGAUGUGUUUAGUACACUCUUCCUGGAUGAUCCUGAGAGCAAGUAUGUCACACAGCUUCUCUAAGACUCGGCUUGUAGUAGAAUUCAAAAUGGAGGGCAAUUAAACUGAAGAAGCUGCAAUACCCACACUUUUUCUGGGAAGCUGGAUUGUAAUCUUGUCAGAAGUGAACCAUGAGAAAUAUUAAAAAUUGUUUCAAAUGUCAAACAGCAGGCAAAUACACUUCCAGAAUCAGAGAAGGAACCUGUGCUUGAUUGGCUUCUGUAAGAUCCUCGUGAUCAGUUAACUAGGCCGCUUUCCUUUAUCACAAUCCAAACAGUUGGACCAGAGUUGUUCAUUUAUGAAAUAAGGUGGGACUCAGUAAUCUGAUGUUGCUUUCAGGCGAGCCUUGACAAAGCCUUGCAAGGCCUGCAUAAACAUGUCCAUACCUGCAAGGAUUUAUACCCAAAAAUGUUACAUUUAAAAACAGGCAAACCAGUUGUUCCCCGUAAACAAACAGUACAAAAUUGUAUAUGUAUAUGUAUAUAUCCCUCUCUGAUGUCAGAGGGAACACAUAAUCUGGUAAUGGUGUUAUCGCUGUUUGUAGUUCAAGGGAGGUUACUGUGAUAGGUACAUGUAAGAUGUUCUGUGCAUAAUACACAAUGAAAAUAGGAUAGGAGAGAAACUUUAGCCAACCUCAGAUCUCUCUUAAAUGUUGAUUGUUAAAACUAUGUGUUUCUUUAUAUAGUAUAACCUGUUAAUAACAGAACCUCUCUGCUUAAGUAACUUGUACAAAGUUUUAUCAGAUCAAUUUCUUAUUAUGGUAAAAUUUGAAAUCAGUAAGUGAACAUAAAUGAAAUAUGUGUGUCUUAAAAAUUAAAAUAGUCACAUUUAGUUUAUAAACAUCAUACAAAAAUGUUAC
Messenger RNA from Mizuhopecten yessoensis (Yesso scallop), 2803 nucleotides. Its product is annotated as tubulin--tyrosine ligase-like protein 12. The record is from RefSeq and is a predicted model, not a curated record. The transcript has 14 exons. NCBI's taxonomy places the organism in Eukaryota, Metazoa, Mollusca, Bivalvia, Pectinida, Pectinidae. Gene Ontology annotation, biological process: protein modification process. The coding region runs from base 49 to 1968 and encodes 639 amino acids.